Molecule: messenger RNA, 1446 nt
Organism: Acaulospora colombiana
Lineage: Eukaryota; Fungi; Glomeromycota; Glomeromycetes; Diversisporales; Acaulosporaceae
Source: the annotation of a GenBank genome assembly
AUGUCGGGCCAGUCGUCCUCUGCUGGGGACAAAAAAACCCAGAGUAGGAUUGCGGCUGCCCUACAGGCUAUUCUGCAACGACUUCCGUUGAUCUCCCACAUCGUCAUGCUCAUUCUCGCUCUGUACGGGCCCACCCAAUUCCAGUACCAAGUCGCCUUCGUGUUCUUUACUCUCCAUAUUGUCCUCGUAAGCAGCCAGUUUAGAACUGCUUAUGGAGUGAUUAGAUGUCUUUACUAUAUUCGUCAACAUUAUCAAACUAAUUGGUGGAACUAUUACCUAGAACAUUCCAAGAAUGCCCAUCCUUCAGCCCUAGAGACUACCCACACCCCCAAGACCCUCCCCCACCUCAUUGUCAUUCCAUCCUACAAGGAGUCCGUGGCGACUCUGACCCAGACCCUGUCUAUCCUUGCCUCGCACCCUAUCGCCAAGGCCACUUACAAGAUUUGUCUCGCCAUGGAAGAGCGAGAAGCGGGCUCGCGUGCCAAGGGCGAGUCCCUCCGGGCCCAGUUCCAAGACUCAUUUUUGGAUAUCUCCGUGUCCGUCCACCCGUCUGGCCUUCCUGGUGAGUACCUGCUCUCGACUCCUGAAAAGCGCGAACGCAUGAUGUUUGUCCCGCCCAUCAUCUUUGACCGCAACCAGGCAGAUGUUCCCGGAAUAACCCGUAUUACCGAUAUUAUUGGUAUUGGUGGCAUUUACCCAUCGUCGCUCGUUAAGAUCCCCACCUCUGCCUACUCUGUCUCUGUUGGUCUCGCCGUCCAGAUUGGCUUCUGGGAUACUGGCGCGGACGCUAUCGGCGAAGACAUGCACAUGUUUUGCAAGUCCUUGCUCGACAUGCGUGGCCAUCUCCACGUCGAAACCAUCUAUUCUCCGGCAAGCCAGUGCAAUGUGAUUGGUCCACGACCACAGUUCGGCACUCAGUCCAAAUGGCAACGCUUCAUGGGUGAUAGCCGUGCCCGCUGGACUCAGGGCGUCCGUCAUUUGUGGGGAUCACUCGAUACCGCGUACGUCUGGAGCCGAUUCUUGACUGGUGACUUUGGCGUUAGCCCGCAAAGAGAAGCGGAACAUCGUCUUGCUCGUCUUGAAAUGCGCAAGCACAUUCAACAGGACCGCAUUAACAAUCUCGAUGCUACGGACCGCUAUGCCAGCGACUCGGACUAUAACGUUAAUGAUUAUUUCAGCCGCUCCAAGACGACCCGUGUUCGCCUCCAGGUCCGUACCGAGGAAGCCAGCGAAAUGGACAUGUACAGGAAAAAGGGUGGCAGUCACCUUCCCGGCCGCCACGUGUCUCGCUUACCCGCCUGGGCUCACAGCCCAGGUGUGAUGGACACCGAAUCUUCCGCCUCGUCCUUCAUUUCCGGCGACACGAGCCCACCAUCCCCCAUUGACACGCAGUCUGACUACUCGUUCUCGUCUGUCGGUGAUGAUGGCUCGCCCACCAACAUUGAU